AUGUAUGAUAGGCCCAGUAGCUGUUGGGUGCGAUUAGCUUUGCAUCUCGUCGCUGCCGACAUCGCAUGGACCAAUCGAGGAAGAUCGCGGCCAUUACAUCGACCUCCACCCGAGCAUGGCAAGGCUUCCGUCAUUCUUCUUUGUCGUUCCAUGGCGUUGCUUUGCGCGACGCUGGGGCUCGCUGCAACCAUCGGCGCCGUCGCCAACCCAAGCGUCUUGGUGACGACGCCCUGCGCUGGUAUCGCAUGCGUGCUCGACAGCGCUGGUCACCCGAUCCAAACCAUCACGUCAAGCGAUGCCAUGGCGGACGGCAGCUUGGACGGCGUCCCGAUCGCCCGCGUCGAGCGCCUGCCCAAUGUUCCCGCAGUAGUGCUUCGCGACAAUGGCAUGACGAGCUUUGGGGACUUUAGCGUCGACGAAGUCGGGCGACAACUGCACCUCCUCGAACUAUCGCUCGUGAACCAAGCCUUUCACGCCCUCGGGAGCAACUUUGCGCUGCCAACGACUCUGCAGCGCUUAAACUUGUCGGGCACGCCGCUGCAGUCCAUCCACAACGUCACCUUUCCACCGAGCCUCGGCAGCCUGGACUUGAGCCACGCGCGGCUGCUGGACAUUGCCGUCUCGCCAGCGUCGUUUGGCGUGCUUGCAACACUCUCCACGGUGGGGCACAACGUCAGCAUUACGCUGCCGCCCACAUGCAACGGAACCGUACAGUCGCUGCUCGGCGGUACGCUCAACGUCUGCGUCUUGGCGUCACAGAGCGCGCCAAGUACCUUUGGCGUUGCUCCCGCAACGACGACGACGGUGGUGCCACCGACGCCCACGGACGUGUAUACCGUGUCUACGUCGAGCGGCGGCGAUACGAGUGCGACAGCGACGUCGAUCGCACUCGGUGUUGCCAUCGCCUUGGUCGUCGUCGUUUUGGUCGUGCUCCUCCGGCGUGCCCGGCGGGACCAGAGCGAUCACAUGGACACUGUCUACAAGCGCCAAACGACCCGGGGCUCGAUCGUCUCGGAGCACGACGUGCGCUUCGACGCGUCGAUCGCGUCGUGGCGGCUUCCACGCACCGACAUCCAGCUGCGCCGACUGGUCUCGACCGAUGCAAUGGGCGGGCGCUACGACGGCGUCUGGACUCCGACGCAGAUGCCGGUCGUCGUUCGUCAACUGCAAACGGGCGCCGACAUGGACCGCUUCAUGCAAGAGAUCCGCCUCUGCACGUCGAUGUGCCAUGACAACGUCGUCCGCUGCAUCGGUGUCUUUUGGAGCACGUCGUUUGACAUUGCAGUCGUCGAGGAGGCCUGUCCGCUCGGGUCUCUCUACGACUACAUGACCACUUGCGCCGGCGACCCCACCUUUGGCUGGACGAGCGUGACGGGCCUCGUGACGCGGCUCUCGAUUGCGCGGGACCUUGCGCGGGCGCUCAAGUACCUCCACUGCGAGAAGACACAUGUGCACGGCCAAGUGCACUCGGAAAGUGUUUGGAUUGCGGCCACGGGCGCGGCCAAGCUCGACGGCUUCCGGUCGGCGACGACGACGCGCGUGGCGACCGUCGCGCCCGAAGUGUGCGCCGGCGGCUGCCCGACGGUGGCCGCCGACGUCUACGCGCUUGGAGUACUCAUGUGCGAGAUGGACCACGGUUGCGCGCUCGAGGCGAAAGCCACUAGCGACGAGACGCUGCGCGACGGCCUCCAGGACAUUGCUGCCGGCUUCUUCCGACCUGCGCCAACGACCAAGUGUCCGUUGGAGAUUGCAGAGGUGAUUGCGAGCUGCGUGCACGUCGACCCGGCUCAGCGAAGCGCUGCGGCGGACGUGUACCGCCGAUUGUCAGAGUUCCACGAGUACUGUCAGCGCCACACGACCGCACUCCUCCUCUCGUCGCGGUAG
This is a messenger RNA of Saprolegnia diclina VS20, 1884 nucleotides long. Its product is annotated as serine/threonine protein kinase. NCBI's taxonomy places the organism in Eukaryota, Oomycota, Saprolegniomycetes, Saprolegniales, Saprolegniaceae. The coding region runs from base 1 to 1884 and encodes 627 amino acids. Gene Ontology annotation, biological process: protein phosphorylation. The transcript is spliced from 5 exons. Gene Ontology annotation, molecular function: protein kinase activity; ATP binding. The record is from RefSeq and is a predicted model, not a curated record.